Messenger RNA from Myodes glareolus (Bank vole), 3847 nucleotides. It is a transcript of the gene Cmpk2, whose product is annotated as cytidine/uridine monophosphate kinase 2. Gene Ontology annotation, cellular component: mitochondrion; cytoplasm. Gene Ontology annotation, biological process: dTDP biosynthetic process; dTTP biosynthetic process; dUDP biosynthetic process. Gene Ontology annotation, molecular function: dTMP kinase activity; nucleoside diphosphate kinase activity. The record is from RefSeq and is a predicted model, not a curated record. NCBI's taxonomy places the organism in Eukaryota, Metazoa, Chordata, Mammalia, Rodentia, Cricetidae.
GGAGUGGAGGGAGAGAGACAUUUCAAAACAUUAGACACUAAUGCAGGUGUCUAAUUGGCAGUUAUUCAAUGUGGCAGCCUGGCCGCAUAAACAGUUUGUAAGUGGCUCCUUGUGAGUAAGGAGCACCCUGGAGGAGUCCUUCAUUUGGGAAGCUGGAGAACUGCCCAAACUGGUUGUAGGACUGGCUAUCACGUGGUAAACUGAGGUCAGGAUACCGCUAGCCUCUUGAAGGUCCCCGGAAUCAGGUGCCUGUGCACAGGUGGGUCAUGAAGCUGUGUGCGUGUGCUUUCUGGGAAGAGAUCCCUUUGUGCCUCAGUUUCCAUCUCUCCCAGUCCUCACCUGUCAGGAAUGAGUAGCCUGGGAGAAGUUUAAAACUCCGCCUGGAAGCACCUGCCACCACAAAACCAAACCAGACCAAGCUGAGGCCUCGGGAGAGGCUGGAAUUCUCACGGGCAGGCGUUGCCAGGGGACCACAGUGGCGCUAGCAACGCAGCGGAGCCUCAGGGCCAGGAGAAUUUAUUUCCUAACUGCCCGCAGGCGGUUAAGUGCGCGGUUGUGGUGGGAGGCGGAGAAGCCCAGGCGGGAAAAGCGCGGCCACACCCGAGGUCCUGCCGGCAGCCGUCUUCGCUUUCGUUUCUCACCGCUUUCGUUUCUCACGGAUCCAGGGCUUGUGGUCACCCGCAGUUUCGUUUCCGAGGCGUGGCGGAGGGCGCGGCCCGGGACACCUAUGGCCUUAGUGAGCCGCCCUCGAGCCCCACUGUGGCUCGGGCGACUGUCGCGGCGGCUGUGCGCGCGGCACCGGGCCUGCACUGGGAACAUGGUUCGGCAGCGGCGGUUCGCUGUAGAAAUGCCGGAUUGCUCCCUGACUCAUUUCGUCCUAGGGGACACGGCAGGUCACCCGGACUCACGCUUGGCAGCACUGUUAGGGCCCCCGGGGCGCAGUUACGCGUUGUGCGUGCCUCUGGUCCCGGGCACAGGCUGCGGUCCCCGGGUGCAGGCGGCCCGGAUGCACCAGCGUCUGCUGCUGCAGUUGCGCCGCGGUCCUUUGCAGCGGUGCCAGCUGAGCAAGCUGCUGGGCUACAGUCCCGGCGACCAGAAAGGUGAAGCCCAGCAUGGCUUCCUGCUGCGCGACCCAAGCGACCACCCAGACACUCGGCGUGACUUGCUGCAGCUUCUGAACUCCUGCCAGGAGGCGGCGCACCCGCAGCUGGCCGAAUUCCAGGCCGACUCUCAGGGCUUGCUGUGGCAGCGCUUGUGGGAGCUGCAGGGAGACAAGCAGGUGCAAGUGGACUGCGCAUGCGUCCUGCCGGCACAGGAGCCCCUUCUACACCCAUUGCUGCCAGAUCUGCUCAACUCCGCUGUGUUCCAAGACCGAGAUGCUGCAAGGGCGGUAUUGGAGGAGUGCACAUCCUUUAUUCCUGAAGCCCGCGCAGUGCUUGACCUGGUUGACCAAUGCCCAAGGGAGAUUCAGAAAGGAAAGUUCCAGGUCAUCGCCAUUGAAGGACUGGAUGCCACUGGUAAAAGCACCGUGACCCAGGCAGUGUCGGAGUCUCUCCAGGCCGUCCUCCUACAGUCACCACCCCCCUGCAUCAGCCAGUGGAGGAAAAUCUUUGAUGACGAACCAACCAUCAUUCGAAGGGCAUUUUACUCUUUGGGAAAUUAUCUGGUGGCUUCUGAAAUAGCUAAAGAGUCAGCCAGGUUCCCUGUUAUUGUAGACAGGUACUGGCAUAGCACGGCCACCUAUGCCAUAGCCACUGAGGUGAGUGGAGGUCCACAGUACCUGCCCCCUGCCCACCACCCUGUGUACCAGUGGCCAGAAGACCUGCUGAAGCCUGACCUGGUCCUGCUGCUCACGGUGAAUCCUGAGGAGAGAGUGAAGAGACUGGAGGGCCGGGGCCUGGAGAAAACUAAAGAGGAGGCUGAGCUUGAGGCCAAUAAUGUGUUCCGUCAGAAGGUGGAAGUGACCUACCAGCGUAUGGAGAACCCAAGCUGCCACAUGGUCGAUGCCAGUCCCUCGAGAGAGACUGUCCUACAGAACGUUUUGCAGCUGAUUCGGAACUCUGGUCAUUCAUUGUAGUUCCUCCGGCCACGUGCCUCAUCACACCCAAAGAGAAGUUGCGUGAUGCGCCUGUACCCAAUGCUUGUCUGCAGCAUCUUAGAUUCGGGUGCUAUGAGCAUACUAAGGGGGAGAAAACUGGGGAAUUUUUGCUUUAUCCCUGACAGACAGAACCAGUCAGCAGCUGCUGGUCCUUUUUUUUGCCUGGCCACGUACCACCAUCUUCUUGGGAUAGACUUUAACACCGUGGCCACCUAGAAAGGUCUUCUGAUCCAGUGGGUGAGCCUACGGAGGUCUUCCUGCACCUGGAAGCUGAGGAUAUUAGAUGUGUCCCAUACUGAUCAAUUGUGAUGGGCUAGCCUCAUUUCCUUUCGUCCUAAAUCCUAUAGCUAAGCAUUGUCACAGAGCCAGGCUGUCCCCGGAUAUUCCAUUGGAGCCAUUUAUGGUUGGGGACACUUGCAAAGAAGUCAUUGAUCUUGCCUCAGAGGUUCAAAGAGCACCGUGGGCACCCGAAUGAGCAUUCAGACCUGCAGGGACAUGCAUCCCUAAGCUGCUGGCAUGCCAACCCCUCUCGUUCUCCUUUGCUUGUCUGCGUUCCAAUUCUCUCCUUUGAAAUCCAGUCAUGAGUGUAAUGAGCAGUCUGCACGGAGCUGGAUGCGUUUCACUUACUCAACGCACUGAUUUGUUUUUAUUGAUGUUUACAUUGUGUGUUUCCUCCAUCUAGGAGUUGUGAGUCACUCACUAAAACCGAGGCCAAGGAGCUAAAUACAGCAUUUGCUGUGUGUUUUCAUUACACAAAUUUGAUUUGUCUUAAUAAACUCUGUGGAUGCUGGAGUGAGAUUUCAGAGUAAAUUAUCUUGCACUUUGAAUGUCUUCUGAUUACAUGUGAAGCUGUGGCAUCAUCUUGAAGGGUUCUUUUGGAGAGAGAAAGGAGCCCUGGAAGGGAGGAGUCCCGGUGGCUCUGUAGCCUUGGCUGAGGCAUGGAACAUUGAUAGUGUUAGCAGUUUGAUCUGAAAGAAGACACUUGGUGGGCCUGGUGGCUCAGACCUCUAGUAAUAUUUACUUGGGAGGCUGAGACAGGAAAAUUGAAAGUUCAAGGCCUUCCUGAGCUACAGCCUAUGUGCAGGGCUAGCCUGGGCAAUGCAGUGAGAUCUUGUCUCAAGAGGAAAAGUAUGAAGAGGACUGGGGGUGAAGCUCCAUAGCACAACCCUGCCCUGAAUAUUCUAUCCCUGGGUUCAGGUCCUGGGUUCCAUUCUCAGUACCAUAAAAAAGUAUAAGCAGAAAAACAAAUAAAUAUGAAUAAGCAAUUACACAAUAAAGGGAAUAAGUUAUUUUUUGUCAUAAAGAGGUGGUUGGGUCAGAUUAUUAUUUAACAUUCCAAUUUUGGUGUGGAUGCCUCUCUACAUCAUUUUGGUCCCAUAUCCCAUAUCCCAUUUUAUAGGAAGAAUUUGUCCCCAAGAAAUUACAGGGAAAGCUUUAUCAGCUUUACCUUAAUCUUAAAUUAUAAUGAGAUUUAGUAUUAACAUAUCAAUAUCACAUUUUUGUCUCUUUUGGAACUAUGUAUAACUUAUACAUAAUGUAUCUCUGUAUAUAAGUAUGCUGUUGGCUUCAGUAGAACAUAUUUUUAAAGCUGGUAAAUAGCAUUAGGGCUCUCUAAUGUGGUGGCUACUUCCACAAAGUGUUUUGUUCAAGCCAUUCUGAGACAACUGCACCAGCGGCCCGGAAGAAAAUCUUUGUAUUCUCUUUAUGAAACCUACCAGGGAAUAAACAUGCUGUGAUUUUUCUAGCCCA